This is a messenger RNA of Drosophila ficusphila, 1095 nucleotides long. RefSeq names its product probable serine/threonine-protein kinase fhkB. Lineage: Eukaryota; Metazoa; Arthropoda; Insecta; Diptera; Drosophilidae. The record is from RefSeq and is a predicted model, not a curated record. The transcript has a single exon. Bases 1 to 573 code for a protein of 190 amino acids.
AUGGAGAUGCAGCAGCUGCACCGCCAACAACAACAACAGCAACAACAACAGGGGCAGCAGCCGCAUUUCGGGGCAUCAGAGGACGAGGAUCUAGAGCAGAAACAGCAACAACCACAUAAACAACAGCAACAGCAAACACAGCACCAAGAACAGCAGCAACACGAACAACAUCUCAAGGAUGCGGAAAUGAUGACCGAUAAGCAGGACGAGGAUAAGCACCAGCAGCACCCAGCAGCAGCCGAUGAAACCCAACAACAACAACAACAACAUCAACAAGAACGCACGGAGGAUUCGGAUAUGGAACUAUCUGAUGAUCAGGAGGCAGGGGACACCGAAACUAAUGAGGAGAGUGACCAGGAAGGCGAGGAAGAUAACGACCAGCGUGAUGGAGACGACGACGAUGACGCAGACGACGAUGAUGAUGACGAGGAUGAGGAUGGUACUAUUGUGGAAGACAGCGAUGCCACCAGCUGCAGUAGUUGUCGCCGGGCCGAACUGGAAGAAAGCCAGGAGGAGGAGGAAGAGGAGGUGGAGCAGCAUCCUCCCGCUGUAGAGCCUCCGUCCUCCCCCUAACUAGAUAAAGGUGUCGCCUGCUUUCCAUAGAGGAUCCUCCUUCCCAUUGAACAGAUUACAUACGCACCGUGUUUAGCAUGUCUAUCGUAUGCAAAGAAUACCUGUUUCUUGGGGGUAUUCCUUACAUUAUAUAUCAAGCUGCAGUAAUUUCGAGAGAAGCAAAUUAAGCGAAUACACAAUAAAAGCGCUACUAGUACACACAAUAUACAUAACGACCGCGGGACAGAUGAAAAAAGUUACAAACACACCCGUGUAUACAAGCAUGAACCCAACGCUAUUAGGUUUUGAAAUCAUCAUUUCCCCAUCAAUAGUAUCGAUUUGUUAGUGGACACAUUCAUUUAAGAACAAUUGGUGAUUUGGAUUGCAUUCGUCGCCCCAUGAUUCUCACUUCUGUUCGAUUAUCUUAUUUUUUUCUUUGGCUAAUAAUGUAUGAUGUGCUGGCGCUUUGUUUGGCCUUAUAAUUUACUUUAUGGAACCUGCAAAUGCGUAAUUAAACAAUUGUUAACUAGAAAUGAACCAAAA